AUGGGCUUCUUCAAGAAAUCCGAUAAGAACGAUGGCGACGAUGACAACAACCGCCGUGCGCUGUUCGGCUCCCGCAAGAACAAGAGUCCUCCACAGAACUCAAACCCCUACGCCCAGCCUAUUCCCACAGACCCUUACACCAAAGCCAAGAUAAACGCUGGUGUGGCACCUAUGCCCGACCAGUCUGGCGGCAACGGGCCCCACAACAUCCCAUCGGACAACAAGUACUCCGGCUACACUCCUAACGCCUACGGUAAUCAAGGUGGAUAUGGCAGUGAUCGCUUCGGUAGUGGCAGCGCCGGCGCUGGCGCCGGAGCGGCAUCCCGGUAUGGUUCCGGUGGCUACGGAGGAUUGGGUAGCUCCGACCCCAAUGAUCCCAACGCCGGGGAUGCGGCGCGCAAUGAACUGUUUGGAGGCGCCAGGGACCGCGCUCAGCGCCCAGGUGGCGCUGCGCCGCCUCCCUACAGCGAGGGAGGACAGGGGAAUCAACCCGCUUACGGUGGCGGCAGCAACGAAUACAGCAUGGCCAAGUUUGAGGACCGCCAGCUGACAGCGGAGGAAGAGGAAGAGGAGUCUGUCCAGGCGACGAAGCAGGAGAUGCGCCACGUUAAGCAAGGCGAUGUUUCAUCGACUCGGAAUGCUCUUCGGGUGGCGGCCCAGGCUGAGGAGACAGGUCGGACUACUCUGGCUCGUCUGGGUGCUCAGGGUGAGCUGGUCCACGGUGCGGAGCAGAGCUUGGAUAUGGCUACAGUUGAGGGACGUCUCGCUGAGGAGAAGGCACGAGAAUUGAAGACAUUGAACAAGAGCAUGUUCGCUGUGCACGUGUCCAAUCCGUUCACCAGUGCCUCGCGCCGUCGGGAGCGUGAUGAGCGGAUCCUCAACACCCACCGUGAGGAGCGCGAUGCUCGCGAUGGUACCCGAUCGGAAGCCUUCCAGAGCAAUGCCCGAAUGGAUCGGAUGUUCCGUGAUAUCGACCGCGAGGCUUCGAAGCAACCCAAGCCCAAGAAGGCCAGUGUCACCGAGCGUGCCAAGUACCAGUUUGAGGCCGAUAGCGAAGAUGAGGCCAUGGAAGAUGAGAUUGAGCAGAACUUGGAUCUUCUCAGUGGUGCCGCCGGUCGGCUGAACGGUUUGGCCAAGGCCACUGGUCGUGAGCUUGACGAGCAGAACCGCCACUUAGAGCGCAUCACAGGCAAGAGCGACUACGUCGACGACCAACUUGCCAUGAACCGGGCCAAGUUGGACCGGAUCCGUUAA
Penicillium longicatenatum is the source of this 1254-nucleotide messenger RNA. Its product is annotated as putative plasma membrane SNARE protein (Sec9). Gene Ontology annotation, cellular component: SNARE complex; plasma membrane. Gene Ontology annotation, biological process: exocytosis; vesicle fusion. NCBI's taxonomy places the organism in Eukaryota, Fungi, Ascomycota, Eurotiomycetes, Eurotiales, Aspergillaceae. Gene Ontology annotation, molecular function: SNAP receptor activity; syntaxin binding. The transcript has 2 exons. Bases 1 to 1254 code for a protein of 417 amino acids. The record is from RefSeq and is a predicted model, not a curated record.